Messenger RNA from Aspergillus costaricaensis CBS 115574, 1504 nucleotides. Its product is annotated as DUF2841 domain-containing protein. NCBI's taxonomy places the organism in Eukaryota, Fungi, Ascomycota, Eurotiomycetes, Eurotiales, Aspergillaceae. The transcript has 5 exons. The coding region runs from base 1 to 1323 and encodes 440 amino acids. The record is from RefSeq and is a predicted model, not a curated record.
AUGGAUGCGCCAUUAGACGGGCUGGCUUGUAUGCACUUCGCCCUCAUCUACAUAGACGACAAUGGCAAAUUACGUUUCGAGGCCUCGCAAUCCAUCGCGAAUAACUGCCAGACGAUCCUCUCUCCCAGCGUGACGGAAAACUUUCUGCGUGCGGUGGCACUGUCGGGCAAAGGUGAUCCAUCCAAAAUGCUCGAAGACAUCAGAGGCAGAAGCCCACUCUCCCCAGAAUCUCCCAGCGCCAGCGAUCUAUCAGCUAAACAAAUGUUCCACUCCACCACAGAACCUCCUCAGUCUAAAAGGAAGCGGGUAUCCCAUGAAUGCCUCGUUCCCAUGAGCAUCACCUGUCACCAGAAGUCCAUGCUGCCCGUGCGCAACACCGGCCUUCUGCGCAGAUACUACGAGAAGGCUUUUGACAGCCUGCAGCAGAUCAACUGUCGCAUCCUUGCCAAAGCAUACAUCAAGCUCGUGGAGCCCCGGAAACAAGUCAACUAUCCAUACAAUGGACGCAAGAUCAUAUCCGGAUCAUCGCAGCAAUUUGACCCUGAACUGACCAAGCCAGCCUGGUGGCCAGCGGGUGUCACUCACCGCGAACCGGAUCACCUUCUGAAAGCGGUCGCGCUAACGUUGGAUGUAGAGCGUAUCCGCCUGCUUGUUCAUAUUCUCUGCGAGCUGCGUGAAAGUCACGCUAUCUGCGUGGAGAAAUUGAAGGAAGCCGACCAGUCUGUGCGGCGCCAAAUCGCUCCCGUCGAACGUAUCCCCGUGCUCGAUGAGAUCUACCACGUACGAGAGGAGGAAGAACGAUACCUAGACGGUCGAACAGCAACUGCAGAUGGCUCCGCCGUGAUUUGCGUUUCCCGCGUCCACCUCCCCGAGCUCACCGACUCCCAAACUCUGGGCUCACCCACCCAGACCCUCAAAGAAAGCAAUCCCGUCUAUAGGAAGGAAAUUCCUGAUCUCGAAUCACACACAUCCGUCUUCCCGUCCACCGCCACCACAUCCCCGCUCACGUCAAAGCCACCCACAUCGAAGGCGUCAGACCCCUGCAAGCCUCCUAUCCCUACAGCAUGGGAUACCGACGCAUCGGCCUCGUUCGCGCCGCUCAAGCGUCACCGCGAGGGCGACUAUCCUCUUGACCUCACCGGGGGAGCCAUGUUUCACCAGGAGCCGGCAGCGGCAGCGGCAGCAGCCGCGACAACAACCUUGGACGCCAAUCCUUAUUCAAUGAAGUAUUACCCACACAGCCAAGCACAGCAGUCCUUACCUGUUAUGGGGCUUUCCGGAGAUCUUGGGAGCUGCACACAUCCAUACUACUUUAAUUAUUAGACUUCUCUUCCCUUUGUUAUGGGUUUUCCUUGUUUCCUUUGUUUCUCGGGUCCGGUUGGGGUUUUAGCAGGGCGUGAUGACGGUCGUGUCUUCCUCUUUCUUUCUUUCUUUCUUUCCUUGUUUCUUUUGUCCUCGUCAUUCAUGUAAUGCGGUUAUUGGGAGGAACGGCCUAAAAGAAGGG